Kockovaella imperatae is the source of this 2161-nucleotide messenger RNA. Its product is annotated as phosphatidylinositol-glycan biosynthesis class S protein. Gene Ontology annotation, biological process: attachment of GPI anchor to protein. The transcript has 9 exons. The coding region runs from base 87 to 2135 and encodes 682 amino acids. Gene Ontology annotation, cellular component: GPI-anchor transamidase complex. The record is from RefSeq and is a predicted model, not a curated record. Lineage: Eukaryota; Fungi; Basidiomycota; Tremellomycetes; Tremellales; Cuniculitremaceae.
CGAGUAUUCUCAAAAACGCGUCGAAUGCUCCUAGCAGUUGACUUUAUUACGACCGCGUUCCAUCUCUCCGGCUUCUACGCCUGAGGAUGAAGGUGAAGGGUGAAGAGGAGAAUGGGCUCGAGCAGCGUCAUCCUCUGCCCUCUGAGAUUACGAAUGCCUUCAAUCCCUCUCACACUCGGCGGCUGCUCGUCAUUCUAGCUUUCCCAUUGAUCCUUCUGCUGGGGGCACCCAUAUGGUGGUACACGACCUCAAUAGAGCGAUUGCCUCUGCCGAGGGAGCGCAUAGCUGCUCUAGAGUCAGCAAUACCCGUUGACUCUAGAUCCAACAUUGUCUUCACGGCAGAUAAUGAAGCUUUCCCCGCUCCAGCGGCUGGCCGUCCGAAGCACUCUUCGAAGGACAUCCUCCUGCAUCUAGCAGAAGAGGUGACAAAAAGCGUAGACGGACUUCUUGGACAAGCUGGUCCCGCAACGAGGAGAAGGAGACAUUGGGACCUAUUAGUCGGGCAGGGGAAAAGCAGUCGCUCCCCACUUCGAGUACACAUCAAAGUGUCCAAUAGGGCUAACACGAGCUUCCCUCUGCGCCCAUAUGUCCAGGCUGCAGAGGUGGGGAGUUUUGGCGACAACCCCAGACCAGGGACACUUGUGGUUCCUGUUCAUCCCUCUCAAGUCGGCGAUCGACAUCUACCGAUCCACUACAAGAUGGCCAUCAGUGAUGCUCUCGUUGCCCUGCUACCACCUUAUAGAACGCCGCCUACCGUUCCCCUCCGAGCCUUGAAAUACGCUCCGAACAUUACGCUCAGUUUUGUUGUUUUGAAUGAGGAUUCGACCGAGGGCAGCUUUGUCCAAAGCUGGGACAUCUCGAGCGCCAUCAACGACCAUAUCCUACCUCAUUUGGAACCUCUCAAGGAUAUUUUCAAGUUUGACAUUGAAUCACAGAUAUUGUACCACGCACCCCUGACAUUCGAGCCUCAUUUGGGUGCCCAUUCCGCCGACACCCAUCCUUCCGUUGGUGGUGUGAUGCCAGAUGAGGAAGGUAUUGUAGACCUGGCGACUGUCCGCAAUGAGGACAUCCAUAAUCCCUACUGGUACAUUGGGGAAGAGGAGAUGAAGAUCUUCAUUAAUUCAGAAUCCUGGAGCCUCGACUCGGGGAGUACAAACAACCCAGUGUUGCGCAUGCUGCUAUACGUUCCGAAUGUGAAACACCGACCGAUGCGAACCUCUGUCUCAGAUGCUCGAUCCUUUCUCAUUCCUCAAUAUGGAGCUGUAGUGCUUCUCAAUCCCCCCUCGUCCACAUUCACCAAUCUUCAUUUGCCUCUGGCUGCGCUACACGCCCCUUUUCAUCUGUUCACGCAACACCUCUACUCCUUGCUCGACCUUCCGUCGAUACCCUCAGGCAUUGCGCCAAGUCCACCAUCGUCACACCUCGUACCAGAGCGGCCCUUUGCGCAGCCGCUCACCCCAUGGCAAGUGGAGCACAUAAUGCGCGUCAGAGCGAGAGAGAAUUCUCUGGAAGCGAGGCGGACGCUUUCCGGGAUCUCCAGACUUGUCAGUAAAAUCAAGGAAAUGAAAGUCGGCAAGGGUGUCCGCGACAAGGUUCAGGGAGCUGUCGAAAGACUGGAGAAAAUGGACAAAACGCGAGACACACGACAGGCUUUCAUCUUGUCUCGAGACGCAGCUGCGCUUGCCAGCCAAGCCUUCUUUGAUCCAUCGAUGAUGGGGCUGUUGUAUUUCCCUGAUGAGCACAAGUUCGCCGUGUACACCCCUCUGUUCGCUCCUAUUGCCGUUCCUAUGAUCGUCGCGAUCCUUCGGGAGCUCCUAGCCUGGAGAAAGAGGCGGAAGACACAGAAGAGUCAGAAGGAGGCUCCAGCUGUCUCGACGAGUCUCAAUUCAGAGAUGCCUGAAGAUAGCAUGGAUGACCAGAACUCCAAGAACGUCAACGAUCAAGAGAGUGCCUCGAUCUUCGAGAGAUCCCAGGGCGAUCGAGAAAGCCGUCAAAGCAGUGCGCCGGCAGAUGACCGCUCAGAUAUAGAUGAUGGAGUGGAGUCUGUCCUUCUGAUCUCAGAGGUCGGUCACCGCUCGCGAGGCGGACACAACCUUCGCUCCCGGGCCUCGCUUCAUUCUCCAUCGUCAAGAUGACAUGUAUGCAAGAUGUAUUCACGAUU